Molecule: messenger RNA, 489 nt
Organism: Caenorhabditis remanei
Lineage: Eukaryota; Metazoa; Nematoda; Chromadorea; Rhabditida; Rhabditidae
Exons: 4
Coding region: 1-489 (162 amino acids)
Biological process (GO): positive regulation of translational termination; positive regulation of translational elongation
Molecular function (GO): ribosome binding; translation elongation factor activity; RNA binding
Source: RefSeq, a predicted model, not a curated record
AUGUCCGAGGAUCAUCACGACGAGGAGCAAUUCGAAUCGGCCGAGUCCGGAGCUGCUGCCACUUUCCCAAAGCAAUGCUCGGCUCUCCGCAAGAAUGAGCACGUCAUGAUCCGAGGAAGACCGUGCAAGAUUGUCGAGAUGAGCACAUCCAAGACCGGCAAGCACGGACACGCCAAGGUCCAUCUUGUUGCCAUCGACAUCUUCACCUCCAAGAAGCUCGAAGACAUCUGUCCAUCCACCCAUAACAUGGAUGUCCCAGUCGUCAAGAGACGCGAGUACAUCCUUAUGUCCAUCGAGGAAGACGGAUUCUGUUCUCUCAUGGACCCCGAAUCCUGCGAUCUCAAAGACGAUCUCAAGAUGCCAGAGGGAGAUUUGGGUAACUCUAUUCGCGAGGCUCUCGACAAGGACGACGGAAGUGUCUUGCUUCAAGUCGUUGCUGCUUGUGGAGAGGAGGCCGUUCUCGGGUACAAGAUUUCUACCAAAGAAUAA